Quercus robur (English oak) is the source of this 5756-nucleotide messenger RNA. Its product is annotated as disease resistance protein Roq1-like. Gene Ontology annotation, biological process: defense response; signal transduction. The record is from RefSeq and is a predicted model, not a curated record. Gene Ontology annotation, molecular function: ADP binding. The coding region runs from base 836 to 4288 and encodes 1150 amino acids. The transcript is spliced from 9 exons. Lineage: Eukaryota; Viridiplantae; Streptophyta; Magnoliopsida; Fagales; Fagaceae.
ACUUCCAUGACAUUGUGCUAAUUUCAAAGAGAGAGACAGAGUGGAGAUGACGGGCACAACUUUUGAAGAGUAAACUGCAUAUUAAUGUUAUGUAAUGUGAAAAUUUCUAACCCGAAUCUUUCUUUUUCUUUUUCUUUUUUUUCACCAAACAGUAUUAAUGUCAGAGAAUCUUACUCCUCCACUAAAUAUUGUGUUGUUUUAAUUCAAAGAGAGAAAGGGAGUAAACUGACACAAUUUUUGAGGAAAAUAGUAUAAUUGUGGAAAAUUUCAAUCAAUUUUUUGCUCCCACCAAGCACUCUGAAAAAAGGAAAGGACAAAUUAAUUUGGCAUGGUUUACAAAAUUUCUAACCCUUCAUUUGAUGUUUUAAGAGUAUUGCAAAUUUUCCAAAAACCUUCGUUAGAGCAUAAAAGAGGACAAAUAAUUUUUUAGCAUGCUGUUUUGUGACCAUUUUUUUAAAAAAAAUAUUAUGAUCCAUUUCUUUUUACAUUGCUUUUCCCAAACUUUUUAAGUAAAUAUUACAUUACUUUUUGACCAGCUAAAGGAUUUUAUUUUACAUUACUUUUUGACUAGUAAUGACCCCGGUAUGGUUCGUUGAAGGUUCAAAGAGUUAUUCUGGGCUUUACUCAGAAACUUCCAGGAUAUUGCAAUUCAUGUAAAAUGCGUGUCACUUUUUGAAAGAGAGACUACUUAAAGCCUAGCCUCUUGCAUCCAUUCACUCACCCUCAAUUCCUAAUUCGUCCUUCACUUUCCUCCCUUUCUAUAUUAACACCGCUUUCAAAGCUUUCUUUCUCUUCCUCCUUUCAACUUUUUUCAUCUUUCUGCUCGUGAAUCCCAAUGGCCUCAUCUCACCAACCCAAGGACUUUGAUGUUUUCUUGAGUUUCCGAGGUGAAGAUACUCGCCAUGGUUUUGUAAGCCAUUUAUAUAAGGCUUUGGAUCAACACGGUAUUCGAACCUUCGUUGAUGAUAAUCUCACUAGGGGGGAAAACAUUUCUGAAGAGCUUUUCAAAGCCAUUGAAAACUCAAGCGCAUCAAUAAUUGUAUUUUCUAAAAACUAUGCAUCCUCUAGUUGGUGUUUGGAUGAACUUGCUAAGAUUAUUGAGUGUACCCCCAAAAAAGUGCUACCAGUUUUCUAUCAAGUGGAUCCAUCUGAAGUUCGUAAGCAAAAAGGGGAUUUUGGAAAAGCGCUGACUAAGCUUGAAAAAAGAAUUAAAGAUAAGACAAAGGUACAAAGGUGGAGGGAGGCUUUAACUAAUGCAGCCAAUAUUUCUGGCUGGGACGACAAAAACAGUCGCACUGAAUCUGAACUUGUCGAACAAAUUAUUGAAGAGAUCUUAAAUUCUGAAUUCAUUUGGAUGCCAUCAAAUGAUGCUACAAUGCAGCAGCUGGUUGGAAUAAAUUCUCGCAUGGAGGCGGUAACAAAACUUUUAGAUAUUAAAUCAAAUGAUGUUCGCAUGGUAGGGAUCACUGGCCUUGGUGGAAUAGGCAAAACUACAAUUGCAAAAGCUAUUUAUGAUAGGUUUUCAAAUCAUUUCAAAGCAAAAAGUUUUGUGGAGGAUGUUAGAGAGCGGUCAAAGACAGAGCAAGACAAAAUCCAUUUACAAGAGGCACUUCUUAAAGGUAUCUCAGAGGGUAAGAAUUGGAGGGUGAGUACUAUAAAGGAAGGAACUGCGAUGAUAAAUAGAAUUCUUUGCCUAAAAAGGGUUCUUAUCAUUCUUGAUGACGUGGAUAAUGCCGACCAGAUAGAAACAUUGCUCGGACGAUGUGAAGGCUUUGCUUCUCGAAGUAGGAUCAUUCUGACAACAAGAAAUAAAAGAUUGCUAGCUAAACGAAAUGGUCUUUCAACCUAUGACUAUGGGGUUAAGGAAUUACAUAAAGAUGAAGCUAUUAAACUCUUUCGUAAGCAUGCCUUCCCAAGUAAUGAAGUCCCUGAAGAUUAUUUGGAACUUGAGAAACAAGCUCUAAGUUAUGCCAAAGGCCAUCCUCUAGCUCUAAAAGUAAUGGGUCGUGAUUUGUGUGAGAAACCUACAGAUUAUUGGGAAGAUGCGUUAGAUUAUUAUAAAAAAAAUCCUCUUGAAGAUAUUCAAAAUGUACUAAAAAGAAGUUAUGGAGGAUUAACCGAGAAUGAAAAGAAUAUUUUCCUUGAUAUUGCAUGUUUCUUCAAGGGAUUUGACAUGAGAUAUAAUAUUAUUAAGGUUGCACUGAAAGCUUGUGGUUUAUACCCAAUAUAUGGUAUUCAAAAUCUUAUUGAUAAGUGUCUCUUGACUAUUGAUCGAUAUAAUUAUUUGUCGAUGCACGACUUAUUACAACAAAUGGGUAUGGACAUUGUUCGACAAGAAGCACCACAAAAGCCUGGGGAACGUAGCAGACUAUGGUGUUAUGAGGAAACUCGUGAUGUAUUAACUGAAGAUAUGGGUUCAGAUAAAACUCGAAGCAUGAUAUUGUGGCCGCCUAAAUCAGAACAAGUAGAGGUGCAAGUAAUGGCACAAAUUUGUAAGAUGAAAAAUCUUAGAUUGCUUUUGAUUCGUAAUGUACGUUGUUGCAAUGGACCCCCUGAAUGUCUUCCCAAUGGAUUAAUCUUGCUUGAUUGGCGUGAUUAUCCAUUUUCUUCAUGGCCACCAAAUUUUUUUCCUAAAAAACUGGUUGUGCUCAACAUGCCUUUUAUCGUAUUAAAGGAACCAGUACCCAAGCAGAAUUUUGAAUCCGUGACAUAUAUGGACUUUAGUGGGUGCGACCUGAUAACGAAAAUACCUGACUUAUCAAUGACCCCAAAUCUAAUGACAUUGAUACUUUCUAACUGUAAAAAUUUAAUUGAGAUUGAUGACUCUGUGGGGCGUCUUGAUAAGCUUGAAAUGUGGGUCCUUACUGGUUGCCACGAACUUGAAACUCUUCCGGAUCUCACGUUGAAAUCUCUUAAAUCUUUUGAUCUGGAAGUGUUCCGGAGCAUUAAAAAGUUUCCAAAUAUCUUGCACGAAAUGAAUUACCUCCAUCGUUUACGUCUUCCAGAAAGCUGUACUGAAUUGCCUCCGUCAUUUGGGAAUUUGAUUGGGCUUAAGAUCUUAGUUGUAGGAAACACUAAUUCAGUAGAGGUGCAUCUUCCGGGUAGCAUCUAUAAUUUACAACAUAUAGAGGAGCUUGAACUUUAUGGCAAUGUCAUAUUUCCAAAGAAUGUGGAGAUUGAUAGACAGCAAAUGUCCAAUUCUCCCAAAUGUGUUUUUCCAAGGUUGAAAAAACUAGAUUUUGAGGAUAAUAAAAUUUACCCAGAAAUAGAAUUUAUUUUGAAUUAUUGUUGUCCCCACACACUGGAAGAGUUAGGCAUCUACUACAGCAAUGUUGUCACCCUCCCAGAAAGCAUGAGCAGAUUUGAGAGAUUACAUACGCUUAUUAUUUUUCGUUGCGAUGAGUUUCGGGAAAUCCGGAGGCUUCCACAUGGUGUAAGACGUGUAGAAGUACUCGGUUGGUACUCGCUGGAUUUACAAUCAUUCUUUCAGCUGGUUCCAGAAAUCAUAGGGCUUCCACCAAAUCUACCACCAUGUUUAGGUGUAACAAGCCACAUGUUUUCACAACAGCUGCUUCCACGCUCACUUUCAUUGCCCGUAACUUCGGAAGAGCACCUUUGUGAACAUAGUUUUGAGGUUGAUGGAGAUGAUAAUGAUAUUCCAAAUUGGUUCAACCAUCAAAGGGAUGGAAAUUUAAUAUCAUUCUUGAUUGGUCCCGAAUUUCCAACAAUUGCUCUCUGCAUUGCUUUUGGAAUAGAAGGUGGUUUUGAUUAUCAAGUCUUUGUUUCCAUCAAUGGUAGUGAACGAACGUUUGAAAGAAAACUCAUUUUUAAUCCGAUAGAAGGGAGCUCUAGGCACCUGGGUUUUUGCUGUAGACCUCAGAGCUCAUUGCAGGAACUAUUUCGGGACUUGCAACUAACUGAUCGGAAUCAUGUUGAGAUCCUCUGUGAAACUCACUAUCUUGUUGAAAGGAUAGGAGUCCAUGUAGAAUGCAAUUGCCCUCCUCCUCAAAAUCCCAGAAUCUUUGAAGACAUUAAUAGGCACCAUUCUUUGCAAUCAGGUUCAGGACUUCCAAUGGAUACAGAAAAUGGAUCAGACUUAGGUUUGGCAUUUGACUCAUCAAAUGUUGAUGGGUCUGAUUUGGGCUCAUCUUCAGUGGCCCAUCCUGUAACGCCCCAAGUAAAAAGAAAGAGUGAAAAAAGAAAAAGGAAAGUAAGGCCACGUUUUGGAACGUUGUUUAAACAACAAUUUCCUUUGUUUAAAAAAAGAAAAAGAAACGUGAUGGUCUGAUUUGUUUAAACAACUCAACUCAACUCAACUUCAAACUCAGAUCAGAUCAGAUCAGAUCGAAUCCAAAUCCAAUGGCUAUCGCUUUCUCAGAUCUCCACACCGAAUCAGGCCUCAAAUCUCUCGACGAGUUUCUUUCCGGAAAAUCCUACGAUUCCGGAGACAAUCUCACCAAGGAUGACAUCAAGGUAUUCUACGCCGUUUGGUGAAACCCGGUGACUCUUUCCCCAAUGUUUGCAAGUGGUACGACGCCGUUUCUUCCCAACUCGCUGCAAGAUUUGGCUGGUCAAAAUGGACUUCAGCUUGUGUCUCCACUCUGACAUUCUCAAAUGUGGUGAACAUAUUUUCAACUGGCCUUUUCAGCAUUAUAGAUGGUUAAGUAAGGGGGAUCCUAUAGCCCUUCUCUUGUGUUUCGUUUUUGUUAUGAAGAUGCUGAAAAGUAUGAUUGCAAGAGCAGCAAGAGGCAUUCUUAUUGUGUUUCAGGUGGGAAAGGAAAUUGAGAUUUCAAACUUCAUUAUAGAUGAUCCCUGCAUCAUCUUCUAUUGGAAAUUUAACUUAGCUUGGUUAUCUUAGUUUUUUGCUUCUUUGCAUUGAGAAAUUUCUGCAUUAAAAAAGAAUACGGGUUUCAAGUGAAUUGGUUUGAGCAGAAGAUGAAUUGGCAGAUAUUGUAGGCUGUAAGGUGAAGAGAAUGAUCAAUCCUUUGCAAAUAAUGAGCUUGGUGAAAUACAGGCAUUACAAGUCUCCUCAAUUAGAGUGGCUUUUCUUGGGAUGAAAUUUGCAAAACAGUGGCUUUUCUUGAUGUUUAGCUUUGGGAAGCUUAUAUCAAGGAACAUUCAGAUUUGUGCUUGAUUUAUGGUAAUGAAAGUCAGAAUGGAAGAUCAAGUUCGUUUGGACAUGAAAAUGGAGGUCAACAAUAAUGGCCUUUGGAUGGGAUUGACGAUAACUUGGGAUAUGCAAUAUCCAGCGAGGGAGUUUGAAAUAUCUUAUCAGGGGAAAAAUGAAAGUUUGCAACUUCUUAAGCCUCAGCAUGUUCUCAAAAAUUUCAUAGAUCAUCAAGGGAGAGAUACAAGAAGCACUGGAGGAAAGGCCAGUAGUAGUCAAAACAAAUGUGGGUACCGAAAAGGACAAAGAGUACAAUUGAAUAGAAUGUAUUGAUACAACAUUUCAAAUUGUUCCUGAAAUAGAUGAGAAGCUCUUUUUGAAGGGUUUUUGAACUCUUAGAAGAUGAGAGAAUGGCCACAAAAUUUGCAGCAAUGAAAUGGUUAUUGAGAAAGGUUCGACAGGUCAUCUAUUUUGCUUGUCAAAUUGGGAUAUAAUUUAGCUUUGGUUCCAGAGUUUUGUCAAUGUAAAUAAGAUCCAAUUUUAGAGUAAAGAUAAUUUUGGAAUAUAAUUUCUUGCUUGAUUCAUUGUUAUAUUUAUACCCAAAUCAUUUUCAAGUGUUCAAGGUUUUAAUAGGAAGUCAGUUUGAUUU